GGGGCCUCGCCGCGUGCUGGAGGAGUCGCGGUGCAUUGUGGAUCUCUCUCUCUUUUCGGCUCCAGCUCGGGACGCGGCAGGAUGGGCAAGUGUCGGGGACUGCGCACAGCCCGGAAACUCCGCAGCCACCGCCGUGACCAGAAGUGGCACGACAAGCAGUACAAGAAGGCACAUUUGGGCACGGCACUGAAGGCCAACCCCUUUGGGGGUGCAUCCCAUGCCAAGGGCAUUGUCCUUGAGAAAGUAGGUGUGGAGGCUAAACAGCCCAAUUCUGCCAUCAGGAAAUGUGUCAGAGUCCAGCUGAUCAAGAAUGGCAAGAAAAUAACAGCAUUUGUUCCCAAUGAUGGUUGCUUGAACUUUAUUGAGGAAAACGAUGAGGUUCUGGUUGCUGGCUUUGGUCGAAAGGGUCAUGCUGUUGGUGACAUUCCUGGAGUUCGCUUCAAGGUUGUCAAAGUAGCCAAUGUUUCCCUGCUAGCCUUGUACAAAGGCAAGAAGGAGAGACCAAGAUCCUAGAUUCCUGCUGUUUUAUCUGGGUUAACAAUAAACGUUUUCAUUUGAUAAA
Molecule: messenger RNA, 562 nt
Organism: Alligator mississippiensis (American alligator)
Lineage: Eukaryota; Metazoa; Chordata; Crocodylia; Alligatoridae
Gene: RPS23
Product: ribosomal protein S23
Exons: 4
Coding region: 82-513 (143 amino acids)
Biological process (GO): translation
Cellular component (GO): ribosome; cytosolic small ribosomal subunit
Molecular function (GO): structural constituent of ribosome
Source: RefSeq, a predicted model, not a curated record